This is a messenger RNA of Echinostoma caproni, 462 nucleotides long. The record is from the annotation of a GenBank genome assembly. Lineage: Eukaryota; Metazoa; Platyhelminthes; Trematoda; Plagiorchiida; Echinostomatidae.
AUGAAUGAUCAUUUGACGGAUGCAGUGCGCAGCACAGAAUCCCUACUGAAGCACCAGACAAGACAGGCUAUUUUGGAUGCAAGUGAUCAAGCCUCAAGUGGGCUACAAAAUCGCUCGGUUCAGUUGAACCUCAAAAGACGUCGGUUCACGGAUAGCCCUUCUGCCGAGACCAUUCGAACAGAUACCGCUACCAGUGCGUCAAACGGUUCAGAGUCCACCACUCCGGAUGAGGACAAAGCCAAACGGGUUUGUCUCGAACGGGACAACAUUCCGAACAAAUGGACUGAUACGAGAUCUUGGCAUGUGGAAAAAAUUGAGUACUGGAUGGCCAUGGAUUUGGUCACGGCUGGACGUCAGGGUUCUGAUUCGGGACGUGAUCAAACUCCAAUCGUUCAGUUCCUUUUUGCUUUGGGACAAUUUUCCACAAAAAAGGUUAGAAAAUUUGUUUCAGUUAUAUCCUAA